Messenger RNA from Culex quinquefasciatus (southern house mosquito), 1607 nucleotides. Its product is annotated as histidine-rich glycoprotein-like. The coding region runs from base 930 to 1502 and encodes 190 amino acids. NCBI's taxonomy places the organism in Eukaryota, Metazoa, Arthropoda, Insecta, Diptera, Culicidae. The record is from RefSeq and is a predicted model, not a curated record. The transcript is spliced from 2 exons.
GGAAUUAGUCAAAUUCGACGUACGAACUCGCUAGGAUCGUUUCCGACCAACGGGCGCGCGCUUAUUCGUGUUUUUGUACGAGAGUGUGUAUUUGUGUGUGUGCGUUUUGGCCGUUGUUGUUUACAACCUGAAAUUUUCCAUAAAAAUUUCCGCAAAGUUGAAAACUUUCCAAAAUUUACAUUUUUUCCUGGAGUGUAAAAAGGUGUAAUUUUGACAGUUUGGAGAGGGAGGUUUUAGUGAAAACGUAACGCUGAUAGAUGGGGGUCGUCCCCAACCAAAGCUGCACCGCAUUUGCAUAACGUUCAGCAAGUCGAAAGAUUAGUUGUGCCGCCCACGGAAAACGGCCUACGAAGAAAAAAGAGUAAAAUAAAGUUUAAGGUGACGAAACGACACAAACGUGGAAUAGUGCGCGAAACAUCCGUCAAAUCGGGUUUGACGGAAGCAGAGGAAACAAAACAAAACCGCGAACGUGGAUAGCAGAGCCAUCAAAGAGAAAUUUGUUAUCCAGCCAUCGAUCGCCACGAACGACCAAAAAUAAUUGCCAAACUCAGCUUAAUCGAAUUUCCCGCCCAAAAACGCGCAAAACCUAACCACGAACCCGACGAAAUCGCAAACGAAACAGAAGAAAUUAAAAAAUUACAGCUGCCGCCCCGCCACCUAGCGUUGACUAGUUUAAAGUGCUACGGCAUUGUUUUGAAAGCUUAGUCGCGGAGAAAUGACUAAAAGUGGCACCUUUUGUGUGUGAAUUUGUGUCUGUGUGUGUCGACAAAGGAAAGUUUUUAGCUAAAAGUGAAAUUUAAAUCGUCUAGGUCUAGCUGGUGCACGUUUGUAAUUAAUUAACAAUACCCGUGACUUGUGGAGGCACUCGCUGUAGACGCGCAGAACACAAUGCCAGGCGUGGUGACGCCAUCUUGAGCCCUCGAAACACAAUGCUCGAUCCGGAACUGUACGGUGGCAGCGGAGUGGACCAUCACCACUUCAAGAACCACCACCACCGGCACUACCACGGCGGGAUCGCCGUCGGCGGAGGUCACCACCACCACCGGCACACCCCGAGUGCCUCCUCGUCCGGAGAUCGCAAGUCCUCGUCGCGAUCCUCGCCCCGGUCACACUUUCACCAGCACGGCGAAGGCGAGAAGCUCCGUUACCAGAAUGCGUUCAGCUCGGGGGGUUCGGGAGCGUCCGGCGAGGGUUACUUCCGGUACUACCCGCACCAGCACAGCAGCUACUACGACCUCAGUGAAAAGCUGGACAGUCUGAACCUCAAGUCGGAAGGAGAGGGUGGUGAGCGGCGAAGAAACGACAGCAACAACAACCACAAUCACGGGCACAGUCACGGGCAUAACCACAGCCGGAGUGCGGAGAGGAGUAGCGUUAGUGUGAGCGUUAGCAACGGGAGUAGUGAGCACGGUGGGGGAGGAGGGAGUAGUAGAACUAGUGACGGAAGUGGUAGCAAGAAGAAGACGACGGUGGUGUACGUGGGGAUGGGAGGAGCCGGGUGAGGAGGGUGGUGAGAACCCAGACCCGGCAUAUUACGGUGGUGAGCUACUCGGGCCGGAAGCGGGAGUCGGAGACGCACACGCAGCAUCAUGCGACGGUGUUGAGGU